UGUCUGGCCGGGGAGGAGCCAGGUAGCCGCUACACUGACACGUAAGAAUCCAGCGUAAAAUGGAAGGAAGAAGUUACAUAUUUUUCUCAAGUUGAAUAUCGAUACAGCUGCUUAGACUCUGACUUGAUGUACAGUUGACCCGUCCCGGACCAGAGGCCUGCUCGGACGCUUUUUGAAGCGACGCGGGGCUGUCAACCACAGCAGCCGACACACAAGAUGAGAUUCUCUGCGUUUGUUUCUGUGCUGCGGUCGGUCGGCCCGGUGGUAAUCGGUAUUUCUUUAGGGUUUACGUUGAGUUUAUUAAGUGUAAACUGGACAGACGAAGCGUGUUACCUAGACGGUAAGGAGGGUGAGGGUGUGGGUGUGACUGUGGGUCAGGAUGGACUGCUGAAAGGAGCCCGAAAGCCCAACUCUAUUUCCACUGGCAACGAUGUGGAGUCCGACGAAGAUUUUGAACCGCGAAUAGUGCCAAAUAAACAAGUCCAGCAGAGCGCCACAAAGAAAGUUUUCAGGGCUAAAUACAUAAGCACAGAGUUGGGGACGCGAGAGCGUCUGUUUGUCGGGGUCCUGACAUCCAAGAACACCCUAAACACUCUGGGUGUAGCAGUCAAUCGCACCAUCAGCCAUCACCUGGACUCUGUGAUCUUCUUCACAGGCAUGCGCAACCGCAAAGUCCCUCAUGGCAUGUUCGUGGUCUCUCACGGAGACGAGAGACUGAUAUGGAACAUGUAUCAGAACAUCAAACACAUCUUAGACCAUUACAUCAAUGAAUUCGACUGGUUCUACUUCAUCCAGGAUGACGCCUACACAGAAGCUGACAGGAUCAAAACCCUGGUGGAUCACCUGAGCAUGGAUCGAGAGCUCUACAUGGGCAAACCGGAGGAGUUCAUAGGAGGAGAAAUGGAAGGGAAGUACUGCUACGGAGGGUACGGGUACAUCCUGUCACGUACCUUGCUCCUCCGACUCCAGCCCUACCUGGAAAACUGCAGGAACGACAUCCUGAGCGCAAGGCCUGACGAGUGGCUCGGGAGAUGCAUCAUUGAUUACACACACACCAACUGCGUCAAUGAAUUUCAGGGGCUUCAGUACCACCAUUAUGAGUUAGGAAAAAACUCAGAUCCGAGUAAAGAAGAAAGUGAACAGUUCAAGAAAGCUCUGACUGUCCAUCCAGUGGCUGACCCUGAACAGAUGUACAGGCUGCACCGAUACUUCACUGAGAUUGAACUCCAGAAGACCUACGAUGAGAUUGCUAAACUGCAGGCAGAAAUAAAGAACGUGAGUGUGGUUGCUUUUGAUGGCAACCGGAGUUCCCAGUGGCCUGUGGGGAUCAAUCCACCGUUUGAACCAAAAUCUCGGUUUGAAGUUCUGAAGUGGGAAUACUUUACAGAGGAAGAGAUUUAUUCAUGCAUCGAUGGCUCUCCAAAGUGUGAACUGCAGGGCAUUGACCGCAUAGAUGUGGCCGAUGUCAUUGAUGUAGCUUUGCUAGAGCUGAACAAGAAGUAUAAGCCUGUCCUUCACCUGAAGAAGCAGCAGCUAAUUAACGGGUAUAGACGCUUCGACCCCGUCAGGGGCAUGGAGUACACCUUGGACCUUCAGCUGGAGGUGGUGAACCAGAAAGGUCACAGCCGUUCUAUCACUAAGCGAGUUCAUCUGGUGCGACCUUUGAGUCGGACUGAGAUCAUCCCCAUGCCCUACGUCACUGAAGCUACCAGGAUUCACAUCAUUAUACCUCUUACUCUGCAGGACCGGAGCUCUGUGGAUCAUUUCCUGGGAGUCUAUGCUUCAAAUGCUUUUGAGACUAGUGAAAAUGCCAUUCUCACAUUCUUAUUUAUUUAUGACCCAGUAGAGGCACAGCAAGUCAACCAGAAUGAUAUAUUCGCCAGUGUGAAGGCUCAGAUAAACACUUAUGAACGUAAAUACCCUGCAGUAAAAAUCCCAUGGAUAAGUGUCAAGACAGAAACUCCAUCCCAGAUCAAAUUCAUGGACAUCAUCUCAAAGAAGCACCCAGUUGACUCGCUGUUCUUCCUGGCUAACAUUAAAACAAAUGUCAAUUCAGAAUUUCUGAACCGUUGCCGCAUGAACUCCAUAAACAACUGGCAGGUGUUCUUCCCUGUCCAUUUCCAGGACUUCAACCCUGACGUGGCUUAUCACAACCAGCCACAUCCGGCAACAGUUGAUCUGGUCAAGGACGCAGGCCAUUUUGACCGCAGGUCAUUUGAAGAAGCGUGUUUUUACAACUCGGACUACAUGGCAACUCGAACGCAAAUGGUGGCAGACGUCCAAGAGAAUGAGGAGAUUCUAGAUACCCUGGACAUCUUUGACAUGUUCUUAAACUAUUCGGCCCUGCACGUGUUCAGGGCAGUGGAGCCAGCAUUGCACCAGCCGUACAGCUACCAAGCCUGCAACCCACGGCUAAGUGAAGACAUCUAUCACAGAUGUGUUCAGAGCAACCUGGAAGGUCUCGGUUCGUGCUCCCAGCUUGCCAUGCUACUGUUUGAGCAAGAACAAGGAAACAGCACUUGAAACCAGAAUUAAACUUCCAUUAUAUUGAGGUUACAAACUGUGUUUGUUGCUCUAAAACCUUAUGAUGCAAGCUAGCACAACUAAAGUCUGGAGAACUGAGGUGACAUAUGUGAUGCUGCCUGACAUUCUCUAGCAUUCUUUAGUUUGAGGUUGUAGCUAGCUUGGAAAAAUGAAUGCAGUACAUUCCGAAUGAAAACUUUCUUAAAUGUUUACAAUGCAUAUGAGUUGCUAGAACCAAAUAUUUUGCUACUGUGACGAUUCUAAAAAGCUGCAAUUUACAAGUUUUGAUCACUUGUUGGGAGAAACUGCCAGCAGCAGAGCCUUGACGCGGUGCUGGUUCAUCCAGCUGUUAUGUCUUUGGUGUCCAGGGGACAUAGGUGACCCAAUGGUGUCGUCUCUCGUGUUCAGUUCAGAUAUUCAGUGGGAUCAGAAGAAUUAGCUGCAAUACUUUCACAUUUUAGAAUGGCAUUUGAUUUAAAGGCACAAUGAGUAGGAUUGUAUUUGUAUGUGUAUAGAAUGGGUGUCUGUUUCAGCAGCUCUGCCUGUAUUUUCUAUUUUCUGUUCAUUUUGCUGCGUUGGGGGCUUUUUGUGUGCACCAACAUUUAUAAAACGCAGCAACCAGGUGCCAGAUUGUAAGCACAGAUCAAAGAAAAAGCCAAAAGAAUGGUGAACACAGUGCCAAAAAAAUGCAAAUAUAGUGUGGUGAAACACCAUGCGGACAAUGCUUGCACCAAAAACGUGACCCUGAGGUUUUGCUUUUACACGCUGGCGACCACAGUAAACCUCAUUGAUCCGGUGAGGAGAGGCUGACUGUGAAUGUUGAAAAAUCCUACUCAUUGUCCAUUUUUAUUGUUAAUUUCAAAGAUAUUGUAAGAUGGGGCUUUAACGUGAAGCUCUAAAAGAUAAUCGGUAUAUUGCACCACAGGUUGUGUGCUCAUUCACAUUGAAGCAUUGAGCUUUUUACAAAGGCACAUCUUUGUAUAUGUGCCUUGACACUGACUGUUGGGUGGGUGGGAGAUAGUAUCUUCCACUGUGGAUAAAGCCUGUUACACAGCUGGGAGGAAUGAAUGGAGAGUCAGUUAACUUUUCUUUUUUUUAAGGUGACAAGUUUUAAAUGUGCCUCUAAGCAGAGGAGGGGUUGAUCUUCUGUUGUGGAUGUGGAUGUGGAUGUAUCGGUACUGGACACCAGCAAGUUAUUAGUAUAUUAUAAUGUGCAAUAUUACAGAUAACACAACUGGCUAUAUGUCCAAUGGAGGGGGACUUUCUAUUUCAAAGACAAUUGCUGCAAGUACAGCAGUGUGUUUAUCACAAUACUGUUCAUGACAUUGCAUAAAGCAUCUGGUGCUUUCUGUUCAAUGUUAAGUAAAUACACUGUAUUUUCUUUUGAAAAGACCUUUUAAUGUAUUUUGCUGACACUAGACACUUUUCAUCAUCAAAUUUGCUUUGAAAUACAUUUAGGCAAGUCCAUUUUAUUUAACUUUAAUCGGAUUCAAAGUAUUUAUUGGAAACGCUACAUCUGCAGUGGUGAUCCUCAACAGUGUUUGCUGUAUUUUCUGCCAUGUGAACAAAGACCGCGGAGGUCAUUUUUAUAACGCAUCUCUUUCUUUAGAGAGCAGAAGAGUAUGACACUAAUAAUGUGCAGAAAUGGAAACUGAAUCUUCCAAAAAACCACUGUGAAAGACGGAGGGCUCGGAUUACAAUAUGAAGUUAUUGUGGUGAUCUGGGUCGUCUCUGCCUUCUGUAAACGUGAGAAGCUUAAAAUCAAGCGAACGUGGCAGAUUAAUCACCCCGUGUUGUUAACACCGCCGCCAUCGCUGAGCGAAGACUUAAGUGUUUUGUCCAUAACUUAUUUAUCUGCCAUUUCUCUAUGACUUAUGCAGAUUCUGAAUACUUCCGCACUAACAGAGGCUUCCACAGCAUUCUCUGUACAUUUAUAAAUAUUUUAUAGAUUCUAUUUUUAAGCUUAUUGUAGCUUUAUGUACACAGCAAAUGAUACUUUUAUUAUAUUUGGUGACAAAUUAAACGUACUGUAUUUUGAGCAUUGAAAAUCAUGACAUUUGACCAUGAAGAUAAUUUAAAAUGUAUGUUUGCAUGUAAUUCAUUCAAAGAAGCAGGCAAAUACCUUUUUUAUUUCUAUUGAUGUUUGAACCUAUAGGUUUACAUUAUUUUAUGGAUAUGGGUACUAGUAUAACCAAAGCGAUACAUUUUAAUGAAUGCUCAUCACAUUUAAUUGUGUGCUGUAAUUCCCAAAUGAACUGUGAAUUAUUGUAAUUUUUAAAUAAAGAGUAUUUGUAUAACAUUU
Molecule: messenger RNA, 4825 nt
Organism: Gymnodraco acuticeps
Lineage: Eukaryota; Metazoa; Chordata; Actinopteri; Perciformes; Bathydraconidae
Gene: chpfa
Product: chondroitin polymerizing factor a
Exons: 4
Coding region: 217-2523 (768 amino acids)
Cellular component (GO): Golgi cisterna membrane
Molecular function (GO): glucuronosyl-N-acetylgalactosaminyl-proteoglycan 4-beta-N-acetylgalactosaminyltransferase activity
Source: RefSeq, a predicted model, not a curated record